Molecule: messenger RNA, 1716 nt
Organism: Saccharomyces eubayanus
Lineage: Eukaryota; Fungi; Ascomycota; Saccharomycetes; Saccharomycetales; Saccharomycetaceae
Gene: UGA4
Product: Uga4p
Exons: 1
Coding region: 1-1716 (571 amino acids)
Biological process (GO): transmembrane transport; amino acid transport
Cellular component (GO): membrane
Molecular function (GO): transmembrane transporter activity
Source: RefSeq, a predicted model, not a curated record
AUGAGUAUGUCAAGCAAAAACGAGAACAAAAUAACGGUAGAACGAAAGGUGUCGACGGAUUUUGGCCAGGCUUUUCAACUCCAAGGGCUUGGGUCCAAUUUAAGAUCGAUUCGCUCCAAGACUGGUGCCGGUGAAGUAAACUAUAUUAAUGCUGCUAAAUCUGUAAAUGAUAACCAACUGCUUGCAGAGAUCGGUUACAAGCCAGAAUUGAAGAGACAGUUUUCCACAUUGCAAGUUUUUGGUAUUGCAUUCUCCAUUAUGGGUUUACUGCCAUCCAUCGCGUCUGUCAUGGGUGGUGGUCUGGACGGUGGUCCUGCAUCCUUGUUGUGGGGUUGGUUUAUAGCUGGUUUUUUCCUUUUACUUGUUGGUAUUUCCAUGGCUGAACAUGCAAGUGCCAUUCCCACCGCCGGUGGUUUAUACUAUUGGACAUACUAUUAUGCUCCAGAAGGUUACAAAGAGAUCAUUUCGUUUAUUAUUGGUUGUUCGAACUCUCUAGCAUUAACAGCUGGUGUGUGUUCAAUCAAUUAUGGUUUGGCUGAAGAAAUUGCCGCUGCCGUCACCUUGACCAAAGAUGGCAAUUUCGAUGCUACAAGAGGGAAGCUUUACGGUAUAUUUGCUGGGGCAGUGGUACUCAUGGGUAUUUGUACAUGUAUUGCCUCCGGGGGCAUUGCUCGUUUACAAACACUGAGUAUAGUUUCCAACGUGUUUAUCAUUGUCUUAUUAUUCAUUGCCUUACCAAUCGGUACCAAACAUAAUAUGGGAGGUUUUAAUAAUGGUGAUUUUAUAUUCGGAAAGUUUAAAAACUUUAGUGACUGGAAUAACGGCUGGCAAUUCUGCCUAGCUGGUUUUAUGCCUGCAGUUUGGACAAUUAAUUCAUUUGAUUCAUGUGUUCAUCAAUCCGAAGAAGCCAAAGAUGCCAAAAAAUCUGUUCCGAUUGGUAUAAUUUUAUCCAUUGUUGUUUGUUGGAUCUUAGGUUGGUUUAUUAUUAUCUGUUUGAUGGCCUGUAUCAAUCCUGAUCUUGAAAGUGUUUUGARCUCUAAGUACGGGUUUGCUUUGGCACAAAUAGUUUAUGAUUCCUUAGGAAAAAAAUGGGCUAUUGCAUUCAUGUCAUUAAUUGCCUUCUGUCAAUUUUUAAUGGGAGCAUCCAUCACAACAGCAGUUUCCAGACAAGUUUGGGCAUUUUCCCGUGAUAAUGGUUUGCCGCUAUCAAAGUACAUCAAAAAAGUGGACCCUAAAUACUCCGUUCCAUUUUAUGCUAUUUUGGCUGCAUGUGUAUGUUCAUUGGUUUUGGGGCUGCUUUGUUUGAUUGAUCAGGCUGCUACAAAUGCACUGUUUAGUUUAGCCGUGGCAGGUAAUAAUUUGGCAUGGAGCACCCCCACCGUCUUGCGUUUGACAUCAGGUAAAGAUUUGUUCAGACCUGGUCCAUUCUAUCUAGGUAAGCUUUGGUCUCCCAUAGUUGGUUGGAUAGGUGUGGCUUUCCAAGUGUUUAUUAUUGUUAUGGUUAUGUUCCCCGCUCAACAAAAGGGCAUUACAAAGUCCACGAUGAAUUACACAUGUGUUAUUGGUCCAGGUAUUUGGAUUCUUGCAGGUAUCUAUUACAAGGUUUACAAGAAGAAAUACUAUCAUGGCCCAGCAACGAAUUUAUCUGAUGAAGAUUACGUUGAUGCCGUUGGUGUUGAUGUUAUCGACACAAUCAUUUCCAAACAAGAGCCAUAA